AGCCCCGCGCACAUAUAGGCUGCCCGCCGCACUCUGCGCGCCGCCGCCGCCUUCUCCAGGCAUGGCACAGGGCUCUACCUCACUAUGGCAGCAGCGCGGCACAGCACCCUGGACUUCAUGCUUGGCGCCACAGCUGAUUGUAAUGCCGUUCUUAAAGCUCUACAGCCUGUUUUUCAAGAGCAGGGAAUGACAGAAACAGUUCAUAACUGGGAAGAUCAUGGCUAUUUGGCAACCUACAUCAAAAAAAAUGGCAGUUUUGCCAAUUUGAGAAUUCACCCUCAUGGAUUAGUGUUGGUGGACCUGCAGAGCUACAAUGAUCAUACAAAAGGAAGAGAGGAAACUGAUCAGCUUCUAAACAAAGUAGAAGAAAGAAUGAAAGAAUUUUUUCAUGGCAAUCUGAAAAGGGUAAAGCGAUUGCCAGCCAUUUUGAGAGGAGGUGUCAUCGAUAGAUACUGGCCCACAGCCGAUGGGCGCUUGGUAGAGUACGACAUAGAUGAAGUUGUUUAUGAUGAAGAUUCACCUUUUCAGAACAUUAAAAUUCUGCAUUCGAAACAGUUUGGGAAUAUUCUUAUUCUCAGUGGGGAUGUCAAUCUGGCAGAAAGUGACUUGGCAUAUACUCGAGCCAUAAUGGGCAGCGGAAAGGAAGACUACACUGGCAAAGAAGUGCUGAUCCUUGGAGGUGGUGAUGGGGGUAUUCUGUAUGAGAUAGUCAAACUGAAGCCAAAGAUGGUUACUAUGGUAGAGAUUGACCAAAUGGUGAUCGACGGGUGUAAAAAGUACAUGCGUAAAACAUGCGGAGAUGUCUUAGACAAUCUGAAAGGAGAGUGCUAUCAGGUUCUAAUUGAAGACUGUAUUCCUGUACUGAAGAGGUAUGCCAAAGAAGGAAGGAUGUUCGAUUAUGUAAUUAAUGAUCUGACAGCUGUUCCAAUCUCCACAUCUCCAGAAGAAGAUUCUACGUGGGAAUUUCUGCGAUUGAUUCUUGACCUCUCAAUGAAAGUCCUGAAGCAAGAUGGAAAGUAUUUCACACAGGGAAACUGUAUCAAUCUGACCGAUGCCUUGACUCUGUAUGAAGAACAACUUAGUAGGCUUUACUGUCCUGUGGAGUUUUCAAAAGAAAUUGUGUGCGUUCCCUCCUACAUGGAAUUGUGGGUGUUCUACACUAUUUGGAAGAAACAAACUGAAGUCUGAACAUCAAGAUUAUUCUAAAUGUACAUGCUACAUGAAGCAUAUAGGCCUGCGACAUGGUGCAUAUUGGCAUCUGGAACCUUUAAAUUAUAUGCUGUAGAUGAUCCUGAAACUUAGUCAUGCUAUUGAUUGUGAAUUCUUUUAAAUGUUUUUUUUUUUUUUAAUUGUUAUUUUAAUUUAAAAGCAAAUGAAAAAUGUAUAUUUUGAUGAGCUAGGGUGUUAUUUUUGAAAGUCAACUUAAAGAUGAGUAAGCAGCAAAACUGUGUAGCUGCUGAAUGCACUGAACCUUUAGAAUGUGAUCCUCUUUAGUUUUUGUAGAUCUUCACAAACUUAUUGAUUAAAAAAGACAUCUUGAGCAUUUCAUCCCUGAGGGUGGUCCAUGGAGCUUGCUUUUUUUUUGUUUAUUUUUGACCAGAUUAUUUUUUUAAUCUGUAGUGCUUUUGAUGACGGAGGGCUUUUUUUUGGUAGUUCAAAUUUGAUACUGCAGUGUUUCUGCUUAGAGAAGACAGGCAUAACAAAAAAAAGAAAAAGGGGUGGGAGAGUGGAAUGGGACCUCCUGAAAGAAUACCCCCACAUUCUUCAUUGGAAAGGGAAUAAAGCUAGAAAGCUGAUUUUAAA
Lagopus leucura (white-tailed ptarmigan) is the source of this 1803-nucleotide messenger RNA. RefSeq names its product spermine synthase (gene SMS). Bases 85 to 1188 code for a protein of 367 amino acids. Gene Ontology annotation, molecular function: spermine synthase activity. Gene Ontology annotation, biological process: spermine biosynthetic process. Lineage: Eukaryota; Metazoa; Chordata; Aves; Galliformes; Phasianidae. The record is from RefSeq and is a predicted model, not a curated record. The transcript is spliced from 11 exons.